Mangifera indica (mango) is the source of this 1547-nucleotide messenger RNA. Its product is annotated as AT-hook motif nuclear-localized protein 22-like. Gene Ontology annotation, molecular function: DNA-binding transcription factor activity; minor groove of adenine-thymine-rich DNA binding. The transcript has a single exon. Gene Ontology annotation, biological process: vegetative to reproductive phase transition of meristem. The coding region runs from base 392 to 1327 and encodes 311 amino acids. The record is from RefSeq and is a predicted model, not a curated record. Gene Ontology annotation, cellular component: nucleus. Lineage: Eukaryota; Viridiplantae; Streptophyta; Magnoliopsida; Sapindales; Anacardiaceae.
CUUUUCCUUCAUCUUAUUCUUCUUCUUCUUCUUCAUCUUUUCCAUCCAACUAGUUAUCUUUUCUUCUUAGGACACAGAGACCUCACCUGAUUCAACCUCAGCUAAGAAGAACCAAUUCCUCGCUCUUAUGAGUGGUAGACAUUAGAAAGAUGGGCUUGAUCCAGCCAUUUCAGUUGAAAAUUUGGUACUGAUGCUUAGAGGUCCUUUCUUUUUUCCUUUGUUAGUGAAAGUUUUUAUCAGUUAAUCCAUCAAGGUUUCAAAUAAAGAAAGGGUAAGAUUCAGAGCCACCAAGGAAGCAAAUUUAGACAGAGAAGCUCAAGUUCAUUCAUUCUUCUUCUCAACUCAGGUGGAUUUGUGGGAGAUUUAGGGUUUGAGUAAACCAAAUUAAGAUAUGAAUCCAGUUACAGCUCAUGGCCGUCCUCUUCCUCCUCCCUUUCACACAAGAGAUAUUCAUCUACAACCCCACCACCAAUUUCAACACUCUCACCGACAAAAUUCUGAUGAAGAACAAAACGGUAACGGAAGCUUAAACCGUGGCCAAAAACGAGAUCGUGAUGAAAACAACACUACAACAACAACAACAAUGACCGACAACACAAACAUAACUGAAAACAAAGACGAAUCAGCCAUGGUCCCUGGAGGAGAAGGAGAAAUCAAUAGAAGACCCCGAGGCAGACCGACCGGCUCCAAAAACAAGCCUAAGCCACCUAUCAUCAUAACCCGUGAUAGCGCAAAUGCCCUCCGAUCUCAUGUCAUGGAAAUCGCCAACGGCUGUGAUAUAAUGGAAAGUGUAUCUACAUUUGCUAGGCGAAGACAAAGAGGGAUUUGCAUUCUGAGUGGUUGUGGCACUGUAACUAAUGUAACUCUAAGACAACCGGCUGCACCCGGUGCAGUUGUAUCCUUACAUGGUAGAUUCGAGAUUUUAUCGCUUGCAGGAUCAUUUUUACCGCCUCCUGCGCCACCGGCUGCUUCAGGUCUCACUAUAUAUUUAGCCGGGGGUCAGGGUCAGGUGGUGGGGGGAAGUGUUUUGGGCCCGCUUCUUGCAUCAGGUCCAGUGGUGAUUAUGGCAUCUUCUUUUGGUAAUGCGGCGUAUGAGAGACUUCCAUUGGAGGAAGAAGAGGCACCGGUGGGCUCCAUGCCUGGGAGUGGACCCCUAGGGUCGCCGGAACUUUUGGGGCAACAGCCACCAGGGCAGCAGCAAGAACAACCACAGCAAUUGAUGCAAGAUCCUAAUGCUUCUUUCAUUCAUGGCUUACCACCAAAUCUUCUAAAUUCCGUGCAAUUACCAGCUGAGGCCUAUUGGGGCACAGGUCGUCCUUCUUUUUAACGCAAAAACAGAUUAUGCUACUUCUUCUCCUUUUCUUUCUUUUUUUCUUUCCUUUUUUCUUCAUACUUGUUUGAGGUCUUUAAUCACCUUUCAUUCUUCUUCUUCUAUAAGUUAGUUUAUGUUAUGUUGAUCUUGGAAUUCAGCUACCUUUUAUUGAAGAAGGAUGUAAAAAUUGAUGAAAUGGUUUUUGCUUUUAAUUAAUGGCACUUUUUUCUGUUCA